AUAAAAGAAAAAAACAGCAGCUUGGGUGGAAAAUCAGAAAAAGUUUACUAAACGUUGUAAAUGGGAAGGUUCCUCCGUGUGGGUUGGAUUGGCAGACCGUCUAUAAGGUGUAUACCCCAUUUAUGUUGACGAAGUACAAGCAUUGGGUGGCUGUAAUGAUUGAUCUGGUAUUGUGUGAAAUCAAAGUGUACGAUUCAAAGGUUUCACUAAUUCCAGAUGACAUCGUAAAGGAAGAACUCGGCCCGCUAUCAAUUACGCUUCCAAAUCUUCUCAACACCAUCGACUUUUAUGAAGAAGGUGUUUAUGCAAACAAUUGCAGCCGAGAUUGGUGGUGUCCGUGGCCAAUAGAGCGUGUGGAUGUUCCACAACAGUCUAAUGAAGGCGAUUGUGGCAUGUUUGUGUUAAAGUACAUUGAGCUUUUCAGCGCUAAGCUUCCGUUAGCUACUUGCACCUCGCACAACAUGCCUUUUUUUCGGUUGAAAUUGGCUGCGGAGAUAACAAGGGGAGAUGCUUACUUCCCAUGAUAUUGGUUGAAGAUGACAAAUGGUACAUGAGAAGGUUUUGGGAAUGUCCAUUCUCAAACUAAUGUAAAUACACAAUAGAGACGUACGGGUCCUUAUCGAAUUCUACCGCUAACUCCUUCAUGACGUUUACAUGUUUGUUAACCAAACUGCAUUGAAUUGGAAUUUUAA
Prunus persica (peach) is the source of this 692-nucleotide messenger RNA. RefSeq lists its product as uncharacterized. The record is from RefSeq and is a predicted model, not a curated record. Lineage: Eukaryota; Viridiplantae; Streptophyta; Magnoliopsida; Rosales; Rosaceae. The transcript has 2 exons. Gene Ontology annotation, biological process: protein desumoylation. Gene Ontology annotation, molecular function: deSUMOylase activity. Gene Ontology annotation, cellular component: nucleus. The coding region runs from base 123 to 524 and encodes 133 amino acids.